AUGGGGCUCUCUUUGGUCCUGUGGUUUCUCUGUGGACUUCUUCAGACCUCAGCUCUGCUCCGCUCUCAUUCAGGGAGCUUACAUGACUUCCUGUUGGACUUCUCGUUGGUUCGUCCAAUCAGGACUGAUUCAGCGGGGCGUAUUCUUUCUGACCACGCCCCCCGCCAGCGGAGACACGCCCCCUUGCCCAGCCCUCCGGAACCUGACUUGUUUUACAACCUGACACUCCAGGGGGAGGAGCUACGUCUGCAUCUGCGAAUCAGCACACGGCUCAUCGCUCCCGGCGCCACUCUUGUGUGGGAGGAGUCGGGAGAGACUGAACCAAUCACAGAGCAGCAGUGUGUAUACACAGGCCACGCCCCCAAUGACCAGCGUAUCAAAGCAACGUUGAACGUGUGUCACGGGUUGGAGGGGGUGAUCUUCAGUCCUCAUGGAGACUUUUACAUCGAGCCCGUUCUUCAGACCGGUUCAAUCAAGGUUCAGCCCAGUUCAGACCAGGAACACGUGGUCUACAGAGGCUCUGAUCUGAGACAGACCAAUCAGAGUGCAGCACAGCAGGCCCCGCCCACAGACUUCUUCAGAGGUCUUGAUCCAGGUCCCGAUCCUGGUCUCGGCACUGGCCUCGGCUUAGUCUUGAAUCCUGUUUUAGUUCCAGUCCUGGGCUCUGGUUUGGACUCGGUCCACAGGACGAGGAGGUCCACAGAAGCUGAACUUUUCCAUAUCGAGGUGCUGCUGGCGGUGGAUUACUCUGUGCUCUUGUUUCACGGUCGAGAAAACAUUCAGCGAUACCUCCUGACCUUCAUGCACAUCGUGAGUGAGAUUUACCAGGAACCAUCAUUAGGAGCAAAUAUCAACAUCGCACUGGUACAGAUCAACCUGCUGUCAGCCAAAAAGUCGCAGGAGCUGAUCGCGGUGGGUGAUCCUCAGAAGAGCCUUCAGAACGUCUGCACUUGGUCUUAUUACCACCAGAGGGAGCAGCGAGACGAUCUGAAACACGACCUGACCAUUUACUUGAGCCGGCAGGAGUUUGGGCCGUCAGGGAUGCAAGGAUACGCUCCAGUCACUGGCAUGUGUCGCCUGAUCCGUAGUUGUGUUUUGGUGAUGGACGACGGCUUCUCCUCAGCAUUCACCGCAGCUCAUGAGACCGGACACGUCCUGGGCAUGGAGCACGACGGCGAUGCUAACGCCUGUGACGACGACGUUCCUCUGGGCAGCAUCAUGUCUCCUCAGGUUCAGGCCUCAUUCUACAGGUACCACUGGUCCAGGUGUUCAUGGAGAGAGCUGCACCAGUACCUGAGCUCAUACGAGUGCCUCAGGAACGACCCGUUUCUGCAGUCGUGGCCGGCUCAGCCGCAGCUGCCGGGAUUCAGCUACAGCACAGACCAGCAGUGUCAGUACGACUGGGGCCAUGGGUACACGACCUGUACUACUUACACCGUUCUGGAUCCCUGUAAACAGCUGUGGUGCAGUCACUACAACGACCCGUUCUACUGCAAAACCAAGAAGGGACCUCCUCUGGACGGGACCAGGUGUGGACCAGGACAGCACUGUUUCCGGGGCAACUGCGUGUACCUGUCUCCUCACAUGAUGCGUAUCCAUGGAAACUGGGGGAAGUGGGCAGAGUUUGGUCCGUGUUCUCGCUCCUGUAGAUCAGGAGUCCAGUUCAGGACCAGGACCUGCGACAACCCGAGACCGGCCAAUGGGGGGCGCAUCUGCUUUGGGAACAGCUACGAAUUCAGACUCUGCAAUCGAGAAACACACUGCCCUCCCCACACGGACUACAGAGCGGAGCAGUGCAAAGUGUGGAACCCGUUCUUUGAGCACAAUGGCACCAAACAUCACUGGCUCCCCCUGCAGCACCACGACCCUGACGAGCGCUGUCGGCUCUUCUGCGUCUCCAUGGAAACAGGAGCUGUGGUGGACAUGGGCAGAGUGGUGCAUGAUGGGACUUUGUGUUCUUAUGAAGAUCAGCACAGUGUGUGUGUGCGCGGGGACUGUGAGCAUGUAGGUUGUGACGGACAGAUCGCUUCAGACAAAGAAGAAGAUCGAUGCGGCAUCUGCGGCGGUGACAACUCCAGCUGUCGAGUCAUCAGGGGAAACUACAGCAGGAGCGCCCGCAGGGAUGGUUUCCUCAAAAUGCUGGAGAUCCCCAAAGGAGCACGCCACCUACUGGUGCAGGAGUUCAAGUCCACACCACAUGUACUCGCGGUGAAGAACAUGGACACUGGACACAUCUUCUUGAAUGACGAACACCAUCUCCCAGAAUCCCGUUGGGUGGUGGAAGGGGGCGUGGCAUGGCAGUAUGUAAAUGAGGGGGCGGAGUCUCUGCAGACGUCUGGCCCCCUGAGCUCCAGUGUCCUGCUCAUGGUGCGCUCCCACUCUAACCUCACCGUGUCACUGUCGUAUAAGUUCGUCCUGCAGGAGGCGAUGCGCUCCGCUCUGAACUCUAAUCUGCUGCUGGAGGACGGCAUGUUCUACCAGUGGGCUCUGAAGAGGUGGUCUGUGUGCUCCCAGCUGUGUGGAGGAGGGAAACAGUACACUCGGUUUGGUUGCCGGAGAAAAGCCGACGGGAAAAUGGUUCACAGGAUGUUCUGCUCCAACAUCAGUAAACCACGAGCGAUCAGCAGGAGCUGCAACAGGGAGGAGUGUAGUACUGCCGAGUGGACCGUCGGCCCGUGGCAGGCCUGUAGUGCCCCCUGUGGUCAGAGCGGGUCACAGCGGCGGUGGGUGUCCUGUCAGCAAGUGUCCAGCGGAGGGCAGCAGCGCUCUGUCGCCUCCAAACUCUGCGGCGACAACAAACCAGAGAACAAGAGGAGCUGCAACCGCCACCAGUGCCCUGCCUCCUGGAGGGGCGGGCCCUGGGGACAGUGCUCCGUCAGCUGUGGCACCGGGACGCAGAUGCGACAGGUCAAGUGUCAAUCACCUGAUGGGUUGCCUGGAAACUGCUCUGCUCCUCGUCCAAUCACAGAGCAGCGCUGCUUAGGCCCGCCCUGUUCAGGUUCUACUGCAGGAGAACAGAAGAACGCCAUCGUGAGGUGGUUAUCCCGCCACACAGCAGAGGGGGCGCUGUCCUACAACCAACGUUGUCGUGGUGACCGCUCUGUGUUCUGUCAGAUGGAGGUUCUGACUCGGUACUGUUCUCUUCCUGGAUACAGAGUCAUGUGCUGCGUUUCCUGUGCUAAACUCACCAAUACCACCUUAACCAGCAAUACCACUGUAACGAGCAAUGCCACCUUAAUCAGCAAUACCGUAAACUCAGUCAAACCUCAGACAGUCAUCUCCAAAGAAACGAGCAGGAUCUGGACAUCCCAUAAUAGUCCUGUCCCACAGAUCAGUUUGAUCUUCACUCCCUCUGAUGACAUCACUGCAACGGAGGCUCCUCCCCCUGAUGACAUCACUGCAACGGAGGCUCCUCCCCCUGAUGACAUCACUGCAACGGAGGCUCCUCCCACUGAUGACAUCACUGCAACGGAGGCUCCUCCCCCUGAUGACAUCACUGCAACAGAGGCUCCUCCCCCUUAUGACAUCACUGAAACAGAGGCUCCUCCCCCUGAAGAUGUCAUGACAGCUGAGGUUCCUCUCCCUGAUGAUGUCAUUGCAACAGAGGCUCCUCCCCCUGAUGACAUCACUGAAACAGAGGCUCCUCCCCCUGAAGAUGUCAUGACAGCUGAGGUUCCUCUCCCUGAUGAUGUCAUUGCAACAGAGGCCCCGCCCUCUGUUGAUAGCCCAGACUUUGUCGAGUAUGAAAACUACGAUUCUGAUUGGACGGAGCCUCUGGUCACUAUGACGUCACCCAUCACCACAACUACAACGACCAAACCCAAACGACUGUCUGGCAGAGCGCCACCUGCAGGCCCGGAGUACACAGUAGUGGGCGUGUCCACCGUCGUCAAGAGGAAACUUCCGCAUCUGAGCGAAAAAACUCAAAACAAACGAAUUCAGGAACUUCUGAGAGAAAAGAGGCGAGGGCUGGAGGGGGCGGGGCUAUGA
Molecule: messenger RNA, 3990 nt
Organism: Knipowitschia caucasica
Lineage: Eukaryota; Metazoa; Chordata; Actinopteri; Gobiiformes; Gobiidae
Source: the annotation of a GenBank genome assembly